GGCCGGACUGGGGUUCCAGGUCUUGCCUGUGCAGGAAAAUGAGGCGGUUCCUCAGACCAGGACAUGACCCUGCACGGGAGAGGCUGAAGCGGGACCUGUUCCAGUUCCACAAGACGGUGGAGCAUGGCUUUCCGCACCAGCCCAGCGCCCUCGGCUACAGUCCCUCCCUGCGUCUCCUGGCCAUUGGCACCCGCUCCGGAGCCAUCAAGCUCUACGGUGCCCCAGGGGUGGAGUUUAUGGGGCUGCACCGCGAGAACAAUGCUGUGAUGCAGAUCCACUUCCUACCUGGCCAGUGCCGGCUGAUUACACUGUUGGAUGACAACAGUUUGCACCUAUGGAGCUUGAAGAUCAAGGGUAAACUGUCAGAGCUGCAGGAAGAGGAGAGCUUCACGCUCCGAGGACCCCCAGGGGCCGCCCCCAGCGCUACGCAGAUCACCGUGGUCCUGCCCCAUUCUUCCCGGGAGCUGCUCUACCUGGGCACCGAGAGUGGCAGUGUGUUCGUGGUGCAGCUGCCUGGAUUUCAUGUGCUGGAUGACCGGACCAUCAGUGCCGACGCUGUGCUGCAGCGGUUGCCAGAAGAGGCCCGCCACCGGCGUGUGUUUGAGAUGGUGGAGGCGCUGCAGGAACACCCACGUGACCCUAGUCAGGUCCUGAUCGGCUACAGCCGGGGCCUCAUUGUCAUCUGGGACCUGCAGAGCAGCUGUGUGCUCUGGCAUGUCCUCAGCAGCCAGCAACUGGAGAAUGUCUGCUGGCAGCGGGAUGGUCAGUUGAUCAUCAGCUGCCACUCAGACGGCAGCCACUGCCAGUGGCCCGUGUCCAGUGACGCCCCGCAGCCGGAGCCCCUGCGCAGCUGCGUGCCCUACGGUCCCUUUCCGUGCAAAGCCAUUACCAAGAUCUUCUGGCUAACCACUAGACAGGGGUUGCCUUUCACCAUCUUCCAGGGCGGCAUGCCCCGGGCCAGCUAUGGCGACCGCCACUGUAUCUCUGUGGCCCAUGAUGGCCAGCAGACAGCUUUCGACUUCACCUCCCGAAUCAUCGACUUCACUGUCCUAGCCGAGGCAGACCCUGCAACCGCCUUUGACGACCCAUAUGCCUUGGUGGUGCUGGCCGAGGAGGAGUUGGUGGUGAUUGACCUGCAGACGGCAGGCUGGCCACCCCUGCAGCUGCCCUACCUGUCCUCCUUACACUGCUCGGCCAUCACCUGCUCACACCAUGUCUCCAACAUCCCACUGAAGCUAUGGGAGCGCAUCAUUGCUGCAGGCAGCCGGCAGAAUGCGCACUUCUCCACCAUGGAGUGGCCCAUCCACGGUGGCACAAGCUUGGCCCCAGCCCCACCCCAGCGGGACCUGCUGCUCACAGGGCAUGAGGACGGCACGGUGAGGUUUUGGGAUGCGUCAGGGGUGUGCCUGCGGCUGCUCUACAAACUCAGCACGGUGCCCGUGUUCCUCACGGACGCUGAGCCCAGCGAGGGCCUCAGUUCCCAGGCCGAGGACGAGUGGCCACCGCUGCGGAAGGUGGGCUCCUUUGACCCCUACAGUGACGACCCCCGGCUGGGUGUCCAGAAGAUUUUCCUCUGCAAGUACAGCGGCUACCUGGCUGUGGCAGGCACAGCGGGACAGGUCCUGGUGCUGGAACUCAACGAUGAGGCAGCUGAGCACUCCGUGGAGCAGGUGGAGGCCGACCUGCUGCAGGACCAGGAGGGCUACCGCUGGAAGGGCCAUGAGCGUCUGGCCACCCGCCCAGGCCCUGUGCGCUUCGAGCCAGGCUUCCAGCCCUUUGUGCUGGUGCAGUGCCAGCCCCCGGCCGUGGUCACCUCCUUGGCCCUGCACUCUGAAUGGCGGCUCGUGGCCUUUGGCACCAGCCACGGCUUCGGCCUAUUCGACCACCAGCAGCAGCGACUUGUCUUCGUCAAGUGCACGCUUCAUCCCAAUGACCAGCUGGCCCUGGAGGGCCCACUGUCCCGCGUCAAGUCCCUCAAGAAGUCUCUGCGCCAGUCAUUCCGCCGCAUGCGCCGGAGCAGAGUAUCUGGCCGGAAGCGGCAGCCAACUGGCUCCCCGGGAGAGGCACAGGCGGGGGUCCCCAAAGCCGAGCGGCCUGGCCUGCAGAACAUGGAGCUGGCACCAGUGCAGCGCAAGAUCGAGGCCCGCUCGGCUGAGGAUUCUUUCACGGGCUUCGUCCGUACUCUCUACUUCGCCGACACUUUCCUGAAGGAUAGCUCACGCCACUGCCCCUCACUGUGGGCUGGCACCAACGGAGGCACUGUCUAUGCCUACUCCCUGCGGGUGCCCCCCGCCGAACGGAGGAUGGAUGAGCCAGUGCGGGCGGAACAGGCCAAGGAGAUCCAGCUGAUGCACCGGGCACCCGUGGUAGGCAUCCUGGUGCUUGACGGACACAACGUUCCGCUCCCUGAGCCCCUGGAAGUGGCCCAUGACCUGUCCAAGAGCCCGGACAUGCAGGGGAGCCACCAGCUGCUUGUGGUGUCAGAGGAACAGUUCAAGGUCUUCACACUACCCAAGGUGAGCGCUAAGCUGAAGCUGAAGCUGACGGCCCUAGAGGGCUCCCGGGUGCGGCGCGUCAGCGUGUCCCACUUCAGCAGCUGCAGGGCCGAGGACUACGGCGAGCAUCACCUGGUCGUGCUCACCAACCUGGGUGACAUCCAGGUGGUCUCGCUGCCCCUGCUCAAGCCACAGGUGCGCUACAGCUGCAUCCGCCGUGAGGACGUAAGCGGCAUCGCCUCCUGUGUCUUCACCAAACAGGGCCAAGGCUUCUACCUGAUCUCGCCCUCUGAGUUCGAACGCUUCUCUCUGUCCACCAAGUGGCUGGUUGAGCCCCGCUGUGUGGUGGGGUCUGUAGAUGCCAAGAGUCACAGUCCACCCGGCAACGGGGCUGGCCUGGAGCGGGCGCUGGGUCAAGCCAGGAACUCGGAGAGCCAGAGUGAUGUGGAAGAGACAUCGUCAAGCCCAGUGAUGGAGCAGGCACUGCUGAGUGAUGAGCGAGUCCUGAGGGAGAUUCGGAGCACACUGGAGGGUGACCGGGGGAGCAGUGGCCCCUGGCGUCCUCACCGAGCAGCCAUGGCACACAGCCUCUGCGGAGGAGGAGAAUGAGUGUGGUGUGCAGGCAGUAUGGAGGCUACAUCACAAGCACACACUACUGAGGGCUGUUCCUGGGCCAGGCCCGGGCGUGGGGCCAGGCCCGCCCCUGCUGCUACUGCUCCUGGCCUGAAGGAGGAGCGUCCCAAGCCCCUGGGGCCACCCCUGCCAGGCCUGGCCUGUCAGGUUCCUGGGUCAAAGCUGCAGUUUUAAUCCUUUCCAUUCCCCUUUUGUAGUGGGCUGGGUUUUAAAUUAUAUACCUCACCACCUCUGGGUGAGACCAUUUUUAAUAAAUACCUUAUUACCUCUUCA
Molecule: messenger RNA, 3401 nt
Organism: Ochotona princeps (American pika)
Lineage: Eukaryota; Metazoa; Chordata; Mammalia; Lagomorpha; Ochotonidae
Gene: LLGL2
Product: LLGL scribble cell polarity complex component 2
Exons: 26
Coding region: 39-3104 (1021 amino acids)
Biological process (GO): cortical actin cytoskeleton organization; regulation of establishment or maintenance of cell polarity; regulation of Notch signaling pathway
Cellular component (GO): cortical actin cytoskeleton; plasma membrane; cytoplasm
Molecular function (GO): GTPase activator activity; myosin II binding
Source: RefSeq, a predicted model, not a curated record